AUGACAGACCAGACGCCCUCGACAGGCGCUGGCCGCGCCGAUGGGUCUGAGUCUCCCCAGCUGCCCAGCUACGCGCCACGCGACGAGGAUCAGGGCAGCGUGUCCUCUAGGCACGAGGAAGACCUGGCAACUCCAUUGGCCGACGUUGGGCGACUCGAGAACCAAGUCAAAGCCAGCACUGCUAGGCCCAAGGUCGAUGACGACAGGCACGACGAGGAGGACGAAGAUGACGAAGACGAAGCCAGCAAAGAUGUCGAUGAAGACGACGAGGACGACGAGGAUGAGUAUGACGACGAAGAUGAAGAACCACAGCUCAAGUAUGCGCCCAUGACACAGCACCUGCGCCCUCUCUACCGCAAUGGCGAUGCAACGAGUUCGUUCCUCGUGGCAGGGGACAAGAUGAUCGCCGGUACACACAACGGCAACAUUCACGUCAUUCAGCUACCUGUCUUUCAGUCACUACGGGUGUAUCAUGCACAUGCUGCGUCCGUGACAGGCAUCUCGAUAUCCCCGUAUCCCCCGCCUCUCCCCAGCGACAAGCCUCAAGUUCCGGCACGAAGCGCCACCCACGCAUCCCAGGAGCGACCCGGCUCGCAGCAGUCCAAUGCACCGAUAGUCUCAUCUCGAAAGCCUCGCGAGGCUCAGCAGGUGCCAAAGACGGCCUCAAACGACAUCUACAUAGCAACCUCGUCCAUGGACGGCAAUGUCUGCGUUCAGUCCUUGGUAGACCUGAAGGAUGUCCAGUUGCGCAAUUUCGCGCGGCCGGUGCAAGCCGUUGCACUCUCGCCAGAAUACAAGAGCGACCGGACCUAUAUCUCAGGCGGUCUUGGCGGGCAGCUUAUCUUGACCAUGGGUGGAGGACCAGGACGCAGCACGUCCACCACAACGGGCGGCGCCGCUGCCACCGCAUCAGGAUGGCUCGGCAGUAUGGGUCUUGGAUCGAACACGGGCAAGGACACAAUCUUGCACUCGGGUGAGGGCACAAUCAGUACCAUCCAGUGGUCGCUUUCCGGAAAGUAUGUCGUCUGGCUGAAUGAACAUGGCAUCAAGAUCAUGAGGUCCCACCUGCAUCUCGACAGCAAUCACACCGAUGAUGCGUGGAAGCGUAUUGGUCACAUUGACCGUCCUAACACAGACGAAUGGGAGACCAUGGCUGGUGUCUGGAAGGGGCGGGUUGAAUGGAUAGAUGAGACUGCAUUCGAGACGCAGCCAGUGAACGCAGGCUCCCAGGGAACGCCGGCAAUGUCAAAACUACGAGAGCAGGCGACGCUCUCUAAUAAAGGAAUUGAGCGUCUACUGGUUGGCUGGGGCGGCACUGUCUGGAUCAUACACGUCCAUCCCACCGGCAAGGGUACCGGUAAACAAGCAGGGGAAGUGAUACCAGGCGAUGCGCAAAUCGUAAAGAUUCUGCGACUCGACUGCAUCAUAUCUGGUAUUUCGCUGUACACGCAGAACCUCAUGGUGGUCCUGGCGUACGUAACGGCAGACGAUGACGACGAGCAUACGGACGACGACGAGGGUGCGCCUCACGUCAAGGGCCACAAGUCCAAGCACUCCUCGUCCUCUAUGGGAAGCCAACCAUCAGGAGGAUUGCCACGCAAAGCGAAUCACCUCCGACCCGAGUUACGGCUGAUCGACCUCGACACGUCAGAGGAGGUCAGCGCCGACAGCCUCAGCGUCAGUAGGUAUGAGCGAUUGUCAGCCAGGGACUAUCACCUGGGUAUCCUACCGCCGCGCAACGCCGCUGCUGUUGUGUCAUCGCGAGGCGUUCUCGAUGCGCUGGGUGGCAUUGGCAGCAGCAUGUGGAAUGCGACGGUCAACCCCGGAUCUCUAUUCAGCUCAGGCGCGAGCGUUCGAAGUCGAGGCAGCGGUGAAGAGGCGAGCAUCAUGACUGGUAGCGCCAGAGGGCCCAUGCGCUCGGCUUCGAACCAAGCAACGACGGUGCAUCCUAAUCUAGUCAAGCCAGGCUCGAAGAUCUUCAUCCACAGCCCGUAUGACUGCAUUCUAGCAACGAAAAGAGACCUUGGAGAUCAUUUCCAGUGGCUGCUGGAGCGACAGCAGUACAGUCAGGCAUGGGAACUUCUCGACGAGCACCCUGAGAUUUGGGCCCCGGCAUCCGAGCAGCAGACAGCCCCUCGUGGAAAUGGGGACGAACCUGCCGAUGAUGAGUCUGUCACAGAUUCAAACUACAACAAGAUGUACUCGUCUGUUGAACGUGAAAAGGGACGAAUCGGUGAGCUCUGGGUGCAGGAACUUGUCGAAGAAGGCAAAUGGCUUGAGGCGGGCAAGAUCUGCAGCAAAGUGGUGACCACGCCAGAUCGUUGGGAGAAAUGGGUCUGGGCCUUCGCCGGGGCAGGCAAGUUUGACGAGAUCACCAACAUCAUACCAACCGAGCCUACGACACCGCCCUUGCCGACAACUAUAUACGAGGUCCUCCUUGGGCAUUACAUCAAGACUGACAAGCCCCGGUUUAGAGAGCUGCUAGAUCGUUGGUCGACAGAGCUCUUUGAUGCGCGGACCGUUACAACAGCGUUGGAGAACCAGCUCAAAUAUCGCGAUGUGCGCGAGGACAGCGUCGAAGAUGGCGAGAAGGGUCGCGACUGGCGCAUUGUCGUGGAGAGUCUAGCCCGAUUGCACGAAGCCAUCGGGCGGUACCAUGAGGCGCUCAAGUGCUACAUCAAGUUGCAAGAUGCGGACUCGGUAUUUAGGCUCAUCAGGGACAGCCACUUGGCUGAGGCUGUUGUGGAUGACAUUCCCGGUUUCAUAGGUUUGAGGGUUUCGUCUGAGGAUCUACCAAACAUGUCAGAGCAAGAUCUAGAGGCUGCGACGGCCGAGGCCGUCGCACUACUCGUGGAUGAAGCCCACCAUGGCCUGGUACGCCCCGACACGGUCGUCGAGCAGCUUCAAGCUCAAGAGCUGCACCUUUACUUGUACUUUUACCUACGCGGUCUGUGGAAGGGCGAUGGCCUCGAGGAGCGCACUGGGGAGAACGUGGAUCGCCUCGUCAUGGACAGCCAGUCGCUAGUCGACAACUACGCUGAUCUGGCUGUGCAUCUAUUUGCAAUGUACGACAGGGCGCUAUUGAUGGAAUACCUGAGAACGUCGACAUCCUAUGUAUUGGAGAAAGUGAGUCUAGCCUUCCACCGGGGUAUCCAGAUAUUCAUGCUAACUGUUCAGGCUGUCCAAGAGUGCGAGCUUCACUCGUAUGACGACGAGUUAGUGCACUUAUAUUCCAAAACAGGGCAGAUGAAGCGCGCUCUGUAUCUCAUCAUCGACCGCCUCAAGGAUGUCCACAAAGCCAUCGAGUUCGCAAAAGAACAAGGCGAUGAUGAUCUAUGGGAUGACUUGCUCAACUACAGCAUGGACAAGCCUAACUUCAUCCGCGGCCUACUAGAGCAAGCCGGCACUGCCGUCGAUCCGAUUAAACUGGUGCAGCGGAUACCCGAGGGACUCGAGAUCGAAGGCCUCCGCGAGGGCCUCACGCACAUGAUGAAGGAACACGAAAUACAAUACAGCAUCAGUUCCGGUGCUGCGAGGGUCCUCCGGAGCGAAGUCGCGGGCGCGCAAAAGGAACUCCGCACCCGCCAGAGAAAGGGUGUCAAAUUCGAAGUGGUCGUCAAGUCAAAGAAGCACGUCGACAUGGAAGCCAUGGAGGCAGGCGACGACGACCAUGAGAAGACACAUGGCGUCCGCGUGCCGGAGCCAGGCCACUGCGCGCAGUGCCAUGAGCCGUUUACAGAAUAUGAGAUGGAGACGUUGCUGGGGUAUGCCUGCGGGCAUGUCUACCACGUGAGCCACUUGCUGGAGCUGUUGCAUGAUGGGAAGAAGGCGGACGUGGACCUGGGACCGCCUGCAGAAGGGGGACGGUACAGCGUGAGCAUGAAAGUGAUGCGAGCGCGAUUAUUAAGGGAUCAGGCGCGCGAUGGCUGUCCGCUAUGCCACGCGGCGUAA
Molecule: messenger RNA, 3951 nt
Organism: Emericellopsis cladophorae
Lineage: Eukaryota; Fungi; Ascomycota; Sordariomycetes; Hypocreales; Bionectriaceae
Product: Vacuolar protein sorting-associated protein-like protein
Exons: 1
Coding region: 1-3951 (1316 amino acids)
Biological process (GO): macroautophagy; cellular response to starvation; protein targeting to vacuole
Cellular component (GO): late endosome; HOPS complex
Molecular function (GO): protein binding
Source: RefSeq, a predicted model, not a curated record